Penicillium verrucosum is the source of this 609-nucleotide messenger RNA. RefSeq lists its product as uncharacterized. NCBI's taxonomy places the organism in Eukaryota, Fungi, Ascomycota, Eurotiomycetes, Eurotiales, Aspergillaceae. The coding region runs from base 1 to 609 and encodes 202 amino acids. The transcript has 6 exons. The record is from RefSeq and is a predicted model, not a curated record.
AUGGAUUUCCAGGAGAGGGACCCAAACAUCGAUCCUAGACUGUACCAGGAGUGGCCGUUUGACCCAAACAUCGACCCUAGCCUGGACCCCCAGCUUGGCCAACCGAUGGAUACUCCGUUGCCAAUCAAAGCCGAGGCCGAUGAGGCCAAGACUGGUAUUGCGACUGCUGUGCCUGAUGUGUCUGAUGUCUCUUCAUGGCCGCAUGGUGAUUGCUGGAAAAGCUCCCGUCCCAUCGAGCCUACUUUCUGGGCCCCCAAUGCCAAGCUUUGCGACUGCCCCGAGCACUCCGAAACUACUUGGCCAGCCGAGCAUGCUAUUCUUGUAUUCAUUCCGGACUGUGCAAAGCGAUGCCCUUACUGCCCGUGGAAAACCCAAAAGUCGGCAAAGGUUGGAAACCCGGCUCCGAUGUUGCGUCGACACAUACGCCAGUACCAUCUGAAGCAUGGCAAUUCCUAUCCCGGUAUUACCGUUGAUCCGAUACGUGUAUCUACGUACAGGGAGUACGUCUGUUACGAACUCACCCAAGGCAGUCGCCCUACACUCGAGACGAAUACCGAGCAGACACAGGAAGAAUCAUGUGUGAGGCGAAGAUGGGAUAUCUGUAACUAG